Molecule: messenger RNA, 1713 nt
Organism: Cladophialophora psammophila CBS 110553
Lineage: Eukaryota; Fungi; Ascomycota; Eurotiomycetes; Chaetothyriales; Herpotrichiellaceae
Exons: 4
Coding region: 1-1713 (570 amino acids)
Biological process (GO): endocytosis; actin filament organization
Cellular component (GO): clathrin vesicle coat; plasma membrane; endosome
Molecular function (GO): clathrin binding; phospholipid binding
Source: RefSeq, a predicted model, not a curated record
AUGUCGAAAGUAGUCAGGAGCGUCAAAAAUGUCACAAAGGGGUACAGUCCUGUCCAGGUCAAGGUGCGAAAUGCGACGUCCAACGAUCCGUGGGGCCCGACGGGCACAGACAUGGCUGAAAUUGCAGCCCUCACCUUCAACAACCCAGGCGACUUCUACGAGAUCAUGGAUAUGCUCGAUAAGCGACUGAACGACAAGGGCAAGAAUUGGCGUCAUGUGCUGAAGUCCUUGAAAGUUCUUGACUAUUGUCUGCACGAGGGUUCAGAAUUGGUGGUCACUUGGGCCAGGAAGAACAUCUACAUCAUCAAGACAUUGCGAGAGUUUCAAUACAUUGAUGAAGAUGGCAGAGACGUGGGACAAAAUGUCCGAACAUCUGCCAAAGAACUGACUUCACUCAUUCUGGACGAGGACCGGCUUCGCAGCGAACGCUCCGAUCGGAAAUUGUGGAAGACGCGUGUCACGGGAAUUGAUGAGUAUGCGCCUCAGGCCAUUGCCGGUCCAACAUAUCCACAGCGAAGACAAACAAAUCAACACGCCGAAUCCCUUGAACGGAGAGAAGAAGAAGACAUCCGGAAAGCAAUGCAAGAAAGCUUGCUGGAAGAACAAGAAAGAGCCCGAAAAGUGCGGCAGGUCAAGGAUUCCGAUGAAAAUGACGCAGCAUACCUGAAAGCUCUCCAGCUUAGCAAGGAAGAGGCGGAUCAGCGCGCCCGACAGCUUGAGGAACAAAACGCCUCUUCGCUUUUCGACGAUACUCCCGCACCAGCGCCAGCUCAGAGUCACCCGACCGGGUACAACCAGGGCUACCAGCAGCAGCCCGCCGUAGAUUGGUUUGGCAACCCACUGCAACAGCAACCACAGAGCACCGGCUUCUUGAACAGUCAGUACGCCCAACCGCAGCAGACAGGCUUUCAAAAUGGCUUCGCCGGUGGCUUUCAGCCUGCCCAGCCUCUGGGAUACGAUCAGUUCGGCCAGCAACCAUUCCUGCAGCAACAGAAUACUCUUCAACCGCAGCAGACGGCCUUUCAGACCAACAAUCCGUAUGGCGGACAGCCUUCUGGGGAUCUCUUUGGAGUACAAUCACCUCAACAAACCAACCUCCAGCCUGGAACCAACAACCCUUGGGCCAGUCCGUCGCCUCAAGUCCCUGAUGCUCUAAAACCGUUACCUACCGGGUCGAACAACCCUUUCGCCCAAAAGCCACAGCAGCCGGCCCCUUCGCCUUUCGCGCGGCCAAGCACCCAGCCUUCGUUGGGCACUCUGUACGAGUCGCAGCCAACUACGCAAUUUACACAGCCUUCACAACCAAAUCCAAUCCUGAAUUACUCGGCGCCGCAGCCGACCUUCCAGCAACUUCAAAAGCCAGUCAAUCCGCAACACGCCAAACUCAAUGCCUUGCUGGCUUCGGGAGAAGGACAGGAUACAUUUGGGAACACAGGCGACCUGCGUAUUCCGGCUCAACACACUGCACCAGGAACGUUUGUCAACUCGGCUGGGCAGGGUCUCGAUCGCCUCCGUGCCGCUCAAACCGGUACCAAUCCAUUCUUUUCAGCACAAGCUACCGGAUUUGGCCAAGCACAAGGUGGGUUUGGUCAACAAAUGCCGGCUCAAACCGGCCCAGCAGGUGGGUUUGGGGGCGGGUUUGGCCCGCAGAAUGGCAACCCGUUCGGAGGCCGGCCGGUGGGACAGCAGGGUGGCAGCUUAAUUGACUUGUAG